Molecule: messenger RNA, 450 nt
Organism: Loa loa (African eye worm)
Lineage: Eukaryota; Metazoa; Nematoda; Chromadorea; Rhabditida; Onchocercidae
Exons: 3
Coding region: 1-450 (149 amino acids)
Source: RefSeq, a predicted model, not a curated record
AUGCUCGAAGCACUGAUGGCAGUACUUGAAGUAACUAUUAUUUAUCGUAUGAAUUGUAUCGAGGGUCGUCAUAGUAUAGCAUAUGUGUUUGUACCACUAUCGUCUGAGACUGCGGUGCGGAUGGGCUUAGAGCCAAAUGGGAGUGAAAUAUUCAUCCCCUGCUCUAACUGUUUCUUCAAAUUUGAUCGAUCCCGAAAUCAACUAAUACAGUAUUACAAUCGGCCAUCGUUUGGUGAAGCACUACAGCCCUGCGGGUGUUUUGAAUAUGUGAAAGAAGUCGUCACAAACAUGAAGGAACUGGCUCUAAUAACGGUGUCACAAAAUAUUAUCAAAAUCAACAUUGGCGUGUAUUACGGAGUGAUGAAAACGGAUCGAUGUCGUUUGGAUUCAGUCAAAUCUGCGCGUACAGUUAAUGGACUGCAGCUAGCUUUGCUGAUGAGAUGUUCAUGA